Labrus bergylta (ballan wrasse) is the source of this 7745-nucleotide messenger RNA. It is a transcript of the gene vash2, whose product is annotated as vasohibin 2. NCBI's taxonomy places the organism in Eukaryota, Metazoa, Chordata, Actinopteri, Labriformes, Labridae. The record is from RefSeq and is a predicted model, not a curated record. Gene Ontology annotation, cellular component: cytoplasm. Gene Ontology annotation, biological process: regulation of angiogenesis.
UCCGCUGCCAAGUGCCGGGGAACCGAGCAGCAGAGAGGUAACGGGGGAGCUGUUACUAGCAUGUUGGACCGUGUUAUCUACAAUGAUUUCAUCACGUAAGGAUUGGAAAAAUGGAUCCUCUUUCAACAUGAAGCUGGACUGAUAUUAAGGAUGGGGUGCCGUGCAGGCUGCUGACGAGAAGGGAUGCAACGGAGGAGGUCAUUUUCCCGGACAGGGAUGGAGGGAGGCAACGGCCCCCGCAGUGUAGUGAGAGGAGCAGAGUGAGCAACCGAGCAAUACAGAAGGACUUCCGGAGUAAAUUUUCAGAUUAAAACGCCGUGACGAAAACAGGGUUUGAUUUGAUUAGAAUUUCAACAUAAUACUUGAACCCACGCUCUUAAUAUCUUAACACACGUAGAAGUUAAUUGCUUACCAAAAAGUCUUCAUAAAUUCUCCUCGAAUUAACUCAAGUGUAAAAACAUCCAGCUUUUACUUUGACAGUGUUCCAAAGCCAGCGGGUGUCAGCGGGCGGCAGCUUGACUCGCACUAGACGGGGUGAAGUUACAAAGCCUCGGACCAAAACAAGACUUCACAGCCUGUAGCGGACAACGACGCCUUGUUAUGAAUGGGACCUACCUCGUCUCCCUGCGUGUUCUUCGACUCAAAUGCCUUCAAACCCGCAGGAUUCGUCUUUUAUCUCAAAUCGGAGCACCCCAUGGAAAAAUACGGUUUGCCCUUUAGAAUCAGCAUGGACCGUCCAACACUGACAAACAAAAAGAAGCUCUUGUAGCCGGAGGAGGAUUGCCUUCUCCUACUUUCUGUUUGGCUCAAUGACGGGACCCAACUCCCCGAGCCGGGCUGGGACCUCCCCGGCCAAGCUGAGCCGGCACGGCCGCUCCAAGAGCACCAGCGCACACUGCCUCCUCCGCUGCAGCACCCAGGAGGAUUCGUCCACGUCUCCCCCUAACACCGGUUCACGGUCCCCUGGGGAGGAAGAGGAGAAGGAUGGAGGGAUUCUCUUCUAUGUGAACAGGACUGGUUUUCCCAUCGAGAGCGUGACCUGGGAUAGGAUGUGGUCCCACGUGGCUGCUGUGCAUCCCGAGGGACAGGAGAUGGUGGAUAGGAUACGUAAUGCUGCAUACCUUCCCAAGCACUCUAUUCCUUCAGUCCCGACCUUCAAGCCGUCCAUGUCCGUCCCUGAUUGGCUGGUGGCCGUCCAGAACUUCAUGAAGACUCUGCAAUACAAUCACACAGGAACCCAGUUCUUUGAAAUCAAGAAGAGCCGUCCUCUCUGUGGGUUAAUGGAGACGGCAAGAGAGAUGAUCAGGGAGUCUCUGCCAAUCAAAUGUCUCGAGGCCGUCAUCCUGGGAAUCUACCUGACCAACGGCCUGACGUCUCUCGAGCGUUUCUCCAUCAGCUUUAAAACCCAGUUUUCGGGCCACUGCUUCCACCACGUCGUGCUCGGCGUCUACUGCAACGGCCGCUACGGGUCGCUGGGCAUGAGCCGCCGCCAGGACCUGAUGGACAAGCCGCUGACUCACCGCACGCUGGGGGAGCUGGUGGCCGAGUUCGAGAGCUCCUACAAGCGAUACCAGCAUACUCUGAAAAAGGUGAAGAUCGGCCUGUAUGUGCCUCACGACCCCCACGUCUUCCAGCCAAUCGAGUGGAAGCAUUUGGUGCUGAACGCUGCCCGACUGGGACCUCAAGAGAUGAGGAAGGAGCUGGAGAAACACGGCCGAGACAUGAGGAUGAAGAUCCUCAAAUCAUCCAGUGCCCAGUCACCAAUCAAGGAGCGGAGCCGGGGGAAAUCCUUAUCGCCACGCCGACGACAGAUCAGUCCCCAGCGACGCUUCGCACAUCGCAGAGACAAAUCGCCGGCGUCGGUGGAGAGGAAACCUCCGGAGCUCAGCACUCUGAACGACGGAUACCAGAUCCGCAUCUGAUCCUCCUGCUUCACCUCACAGUCUUCUUUCAAUCCACCCUGCCUUCAUAUCCACCCUGAUCCGAGACCCGCCACCCCGUGUUUUCAGGAGAGGAGUCACUGCAGCACGGAGAGAAACUCGGCUGGAUUUUACUCACACCAGGUGGAUGAUAAAAACAAAAAAAGAGCUUUUGUGAGCAGGAACUGAAAGAACUUGUUAGAAACUCAAGACAGAAUGUGACAGUGGGGUCUGGUUUUUAAACCUAAAGGUGGUCACUGAACGGACUAAGAGUUCCUGACAACCGCUCUGACACUUUUCAACCGAGUAGCUUUAGAACUUACCCUCAAGUUCAGAAGAAGUUCUACCGAUUUAAACCCGGAUCAAAUCGACUGACGGGAGGAGAGUUGUUGAGUCCUGACAGUAGAUUUAUCCAAACUUUUCAGUAAUCCUUCAGAGACUGAGUGUCUCUGAGUCGUGCCUAAAAAAGAAACUAACUGUCCUGAUCAAAAGGAUUAUAAACAAUAUUUAAAAACUGAGUUUGUGCUUAAAUAAAAGACCCCCCAAAGACAUCGUAGAGUCGACUGAUCAGAGCGGGCGAGGCUAGAAUAAGAAGAGGACGUUCAAUAAAGUAUGCUGGGAAAUCAAAGCCUUAGAGAGUGGAUGGAGAGGAAACAGAGGGAUAAAAGAGACGAGGAGAGGAGAGGAGGAGACGAGGAGACGAUUCACUGCAGGAGAUCAGAGGGCGAUCAUUAGAGCACUGCGGCAAACCUCCUGUCCCCCCACCCUCUUCCUCUUCUGCUCCACUCUUUCUCCCUCUGUUGACACAAAACUAAACACAUGAACACCUCUAUGUCUCUACCAGAGCGUUCAGAAAGUUUAGGAACCCCCGGCUCUAGACAAAGAUGAGAGAGCAGGUUUGAGCACAAAUCAGUUUCUCUAAAGCCAAAACAAGUCACUCACGACAACUGUGGUUGACGAGGAGACGAUUCACUGCAGGUUUUAGUGGUGAGACAGGGCCAGCAGAAGGUGAGCAGAGCUUCGGCCAAACUCAGCUGCAGGCGACUCGUUUGUGUCACACAUUCAUCCAGCUGUCCUCACAUCUGGAGUUCAGCUGCAGCCGGUUAGUCCUCAGAGAGAGGCAGACCGGGAGUGGAGACAGAUGUCGAUGGCUAAGUGAGAACUAAACGCUCCAUUGAAGACAGAUUUAUUUGGCAGAGGCUCUGUGCAUACUGUCAGCGUGUCCGGACUGCAGCCUUACAGCCAAUCAGAGCUCUGAGGUGUCUUAUUGGUCACAAAAUGAGUUUUAAAAGUGUUAUUAAGACCUAUCAUGUUGUGAUCUAAACAAUUAAACAGACUUAUUUCUUUGUUCUUCUGUAACAUGAGGGUAAUCAUCCGCUCUGCUUUAUGUUGAAGAAUCAAAGCAGUGAAGUUUAACGUCAUACAGUUCUUUCAUGAUGUAUUCCACAGUUUCAGUUUUUGAGCAGGAGAUUUAAAAGAGGGACAGGAAAGCCACGAGUGUUUGAACCGUCCAAAAAUCCAAUCGAGUUUGAAUUUGAUUGUGUUUUUUUGUGUGUUUUUUUUCGGAUUCUCCUGUUGAGGCCUUCGAUGAAUCUCUCAGCUUGAGAUCUCCCGUCACGCUGAUAUCAAGGAUGAGGCAGUAAAUGUUGUUAAAGCUUGAAAUGAGAGAAACACUCUCAGAGAGAAGAACAUCACAUAUCAAAGCAUCGGUUCUUCUCACACUGUCGAACGCAGACACAGUUCAGAGGUUUGACGUUUUAUUCAUGUUUGAUUCAUCCACAGAAUGUAGUGUACAGGGAGAAGCCUUCAGACAACUCUACAGUCAGAUGUGUUUAAGUGAACAAAGACGAGCCCCUCCAGGAUAACAUCCAUAAAUUCAAAAGGCUACUUUAAGUGAAGUGAUGAUGAAACUUUUUCACUUUCCACUUCUUUAGUCUUCAUCUGAAGGAUUACCUUGAAGUAAAGUCUGUUUUUUGGUGUUACAUCUCUGUCCAUCCAAGCUGCACCAGGCAGGUUUUUGUCUGGAAAUGAUCGAACAUCAAUGUGACAGAAGACAAAAAGUCACUUUGUGAAGGCUCUAGUAGUGCUUUUGGAACAAUGUUUUUUAAGCCCGGCGUACACUGUGAGAUUGUAUAAGUCAGCUGGGAUGUCAGCUCACUCUGAACGACUGAAUCGUUUACGACGCACAACCACAGCUCACGAUUUAUGUGCUCAUCUGUAGGCUACAACCUGAGAGCUCAAGCUGUACGAGUUACAUCAGGACGGGCCAUUCACAAUUGUCGAUAGAUGUGAGUGUAUGUCAGCUGUCUUAAAUGCACGGCUCAAAUACACACACCAGCAGAGAGAGCCUCUCGUCUCUCUCACACACUCAGCAUCACCGAAAUACACGAGCAACAAAAUCACAACAAAUGUUCCCUGUCAGCUGGAGGUCAGCUGAUAUUUCCUGCCGAUGUUUCUUUCAUGAUUGGUGGAGGACAGAUUAAACAGGCAUGCCUGCUGUUGCCAUGGUGAUUUUGGACAUUGUCUGUCACUUCAUGUGCAGACACAGUCAGGAAAAGAGUUCGGAAGUAAGUCAGGGAAUCGACUCGUCGCUCUAAUGUCAACGUGCUAAUGUACGACCAAAAUAUCAAACAUGCAAGAAAAACAUCCGACCAUCUUAAGACUCAAAAAUCUUUUCUAAAUCCCCUGAAAUCAUACAGAGUACGCCCGGCUUAAGCUGUAACCAGGACAGGGAUGAGCCUUCUCUGUUGGUUUGAUGCUCUUGGUCCUUUCAUGAUUCGGUGGAGGAAGUUUAAAAUGGCACCAACAGAUCCACAGAAAGACAGCGAGCAGCCAUACAAAGGUGUUUCACUGGGUACCUUUGAAUGCUAAUAAGAAACCUGCCUGGUGCAACUUCUACGUCCCAUAUGACGGAGCAGAGAGGAUCUUUACAUGUCUGUAAACGUUGCCUCAUUCUUCUUCUCUUGUUUUUGUCUCAUGAUUUGUAAUCCAGAGGACUUCAGGAGUCCGAGCUCGGGAUUGUUUCUGAAUUCUGUCUUUUGAUUGUUUCAUCUCUUUUUCUUUGAAUGUUUCACGCUCACUGAACAAGUUUGUUUGUUGCCAACAUACAAAAGAAAAACCUUACAGACGUCAUCAUAUCCUGGCUUUUUGAUUCCCACAGUGAGCUAUGCACGCCCUGCGAGACAGCAGACUAAGACUAAAAAGAAAACACAGAAAUCCUCGUCUUCCACUCUUCAAAACAUGGAGGAGGAGGCUGUUUGUGGCUCGAUCUACACAAAAACAAAUCACAUUUUUUUUAAAUCUGCAAAGACAGAAAUGAUCAGAUAGCUCGACUCGCCCAGUUUUUAGCCGCUCAGAACUCGCAGCUCUUCUGUGUAGAUCCAGACGGAGCCAUCCUCACUGACUUUUCCUUUCUAUGUUUCUGAUGUUUGGCCAGCAGUGGACCAUAGCACAGCCCAGAGAGAGAGAGAGACCUGACUCUCACAUCUCCACCUCUGGCACCAAACAACCAGCUCGUAGUGUUCAUAUCUGAAUCGGAGGUUUUAGUGUUCAUCAGCUUUCAGGAGAAGCACAAAGCUGCUUUGAUUGUUCAGACUUCCUCAAAGUUCUCACAGAGGAACAGACAAAGAGUUUAACGCUCUGAAGUGGAAACAUAUCUUUGGAUUUCUUCCUUCAGGAAAGACUUACGCAGAUGUUCAGAUGUUCUGGAUGAUGUUUGAGUGUUUUCUGGAUCUUCACAAAAGCAGAUUCAACAUUUACAUUUUACAAAACAGACGAAAAACAACGGACUCUCUGGAUUAAAAGACAAACACGGACACUCCUCUUCUCGACAUUUCCCCAAACAACAGUUUAAAACAUGGACGUAGAGACGAUUAAAAACAACAACAGGAAACGCUGAACGUCAAUGUAGCGACUGGAAGCUGCUUUUUGUGACUGAAUGUGUUCUUUAUUGUGUUUCUGGUUUGACUUGUUGAAUCUGUUCGCUCAGAAGGUUUGGGUUCGGGUUCUUUGAUUGUACUCGAUCACUCUGAAUGAGAAGGAUUUGUUUUUAAAAAAAAGAACAUCUUGUGUUUGUAGCAGGUGUUUUUAUGGCCUUUUGAUUUGUUCCCAAAGUGCUGAUACCACGUUUCUCUAAUCAUGUCCGCCCUUCACCUACUCUCCUGUUAAUGUGAUCUAUAUUGAGCCACACGAGGGAACUUUUUACACGCUGGACAUUUGAGGUUAAGGAUACCUUGAAUCUCUUCACGCUCAAAUCAGCAGCCUUCAUAAUUUCAUCUCAGUAACUCCGGUCUCUCUUAUAAACACCGUUAGCAGACAUUAGCUGUGGAGAAGACCGAGCGAGACGAGUGAAAGAUCGACACGCAUCAAUGCAAUGUAUUCACUCCAUUUCCCCGUGAUAACGAGUAAUCUCUGAUUGUUUUCUCGAGGUCUCAACUUCUCAACAAAAAAACAAAAAUAGCCGUCAUCACGUCUUUGUGCAUUCUCACUGAUUCUGCGACGGCGUCAUAUUAGUGUCUGUGAAGUCUCAUUGCGUUCGACGUUGCAGAAGCGCGGCACAGCGGGAGCUCCACAUACACACACAGUCAGGUAUGCACCACACACACACACACACACACACACACACACCUCGCUGACUCAGCUGUAACGCCUCUGUUACCAAAGUCGGUUCAGAGGACGGUUCUAUUUGUCCCCCAAUUACGCCACAACAUUCAGAUUGAAGGUGAAACAGCACAGAGGCAUUAGUAUCGGCGGUCUGAAUUGGUUUUUAAAGUUGAUAGAAAAUAUCCCUUUAAUCAUGAGGAAACCAGCUCUGUUAUCUCAACGUUAUGAGAGAAGUUAUUCCACUAUGACGGGAAAAAAACAGCUUUGAUAUCCUGUGAUGACGAGAAAGUCGAGAUCUUGAGAAAACAACUCAGAUUAACGAGAGAGCCAGUUUUGAUGUCUAACAAACAGGAAGUGAAUCAUAUUGUGGGAAGAUGGAUUAAAUACAAUGUGUGGAUGGAUGUCCUAUUAAGGCUUCCGUAGAAUCUUUCCCUGGACAAAUAAAAGCUUUUUAUGUUUGAAUGACGUAAACAAAAUAGUUUUCUUUCCUCCCAAACAGCAGCCGAACAUUUAAAGCCCCUCAAGCAGAAAAAGAGUCAAAAUGGAGAAAUCAGCUGGACGUGAAAAACGUUGGACGUGAAGCAUCCAGUGUCUCAGCAGAGCGGCUUUAAUCAGAUCCAAACAGCUCGAGUUCAGUGGUUCAGUCAAAUCUGUUUUUGUCACCACACCACAGGAGAGGUCUGGUUUCCACUUCAAGAUGUCGACUGUUUGGAUGACUCCUCGUCCUUUAUUUUUUUAGUUUCUCCCUCCGGGUCGUUGCUUCAUCAUGUUCUGUUUCUCUUCUUUCAAACAUUAGGAAGGAAGAGACGGUCAAACUUUGGAGUCUGAUGUUGCAAAAAAAUCAGUGGGAUUUGUGUGUGUGUGUUUUUUUUGGGGGGGGGAGGGGAGGGCGCUGUUACAGCAUUCAACCAGCGUCUGUGAUCAAGGCGAGCUCACUGGACUGACAGGAGUGUAAAAAGUUGGACUGAGAAUCCCCCCGAGUGAUGAUUCGACUCAUAUUUUAUUUUUGGGAUUCUUAUUUUGAAAGGGCGUCGAUGCAGCUUCCUGUGGUUUUGUAUUCCUGUGGAGCUCAAUAAUCAGUACGAGGAGGUGUGACACGUCCCGGUCGUUAUUAUGAUUACUGUAACUCCUCCCACUGUGAUGAUGUCAGUGGUUUGAAAAGCAGCUGUUUUUACGGACAACUGUAGCAGCAUGUGUUUUAAUAAAGGAUCUAUGUUUUUAAAA